GAAACGCCGACUUCUCCAUUCCAAACCCCCCUCUUCUCUCUCUCAUCUUUAGCAGGAGCGAAUGUUUGAUCGAUCGGAAGCUGGAAGACGAGUCACAUUUAUUUCUCACUUUUUCGGCUUCCCCUGAUUGUUUCUGGACUGGCCUCCCUCCCUCAGAGCCUGCUGUUGACCGUGAGGGAUUUUGCUUCCAGACGCUAGUUUUCAUCGACUGCACAAACUUGAUAGGCAGGCAAGCUAGCUAGCUAGCCACCUAGCUAACUUGCUAACUAGCUUGCAGUGUUGUUAAGGGGGACCUCAUUUUCCUUUCUUUUUCCCCCCUUCCCCUUGUCAGUGUUGGAGUGUUUUUGUCAUUGCGCUGUAACUGGCUGUGGGUGCGUCCCCUGACACCUGAAGACUGUUUGCGGGUGAAGUUUGAGCCGGUUGUUCGCAGCUAGCGUGCUCGAUACAGCUUGCUAGCUCGCUAGCUAACACCCUGCGCAUUUAGCCUGGAAGCCAGUUCGAGGCCUCAGUCCAGCACCACCUCCAGCAGCAGCUACCAUAGUGUUUGCAGAGCCGUAUAGUGAGAGUUGACAGCUUACUUGGUGACACAGAGACUUCUCCCUGAGGAGCCAAGAAGCAGACGGCUCAUGACUUCUGACCAGGACACGAAAGUUGUAGCUGAACCACAGGUGCAGCAAGUACAAGAGGCAAAAGAGAACUCUCAUUUGGAAUCUGCCAAGGUUUCGGACCUCAACCCCAAUGCGAAAGCAUGGGCCAACCACAUGUUUAGCCUGGACCCCAGCGGGACUGCCGACACCACAACUGCUGCCCUGCAGCCAUGGAAGGAAGGCUGCGAUAGUUCGGCCGAUCCCGGCCCAGAAGGCUAUGAAGCCAGUGAAGACAAGGCUUACAAGGAGCCCCUUCUAACCGACCCAGAUGAGCCUCCACCGGUACCAGUAAUGCUGGCUGAGCCAGCCCCCGUCACUCUGGAGUGCUCCGAGUCAGCCUACACAGAAUACCCCAAGCCUGGGCAGCCAGGGCACACAGGCAGUGAUCCCCAGCCUGACAACCCCCAGGAGGGCUUGAGGGAGCACCUGAAGAAGACCCUGGAGUUCUGUCUUUCCCGGGAGAAUCUGGCCAGUGACAUGUACCUCAUCUCCCAAAUGGACAGUGACCAAUAUGUGCCAAUUGUGACGGUGGCCAACCUGGACCACAUCAAAAAGCUCAGCACGGACGUGGAGCUGAUUGUGGACAUCUUACGAUCUUUGCCAUUGGUCCAGGUGGAUGAGAAGGGGGAAAAGGUGCGACCCAAUCAGAACCGCUGCAUCGUGAUCCUCAGAGAGGUUCCAGAGAGCACGCCUAUAGAGGAGGUCGAGGCUCUUUUUAAGGGGGACAACUUACCCAAGUUUAUCAACUGUGAAUUUGCCUACAAUGACAACUGGUUCAUCACUUUUGAAUCAGAAGCAGAUGCACAGCAGGCAUAUCAAUAUCUCCGUGAGGAAGUGAAGACCUUCCAAGGGAAGCCAAUAAAGGCGAGGAUAAAGGCGAAGGCAAUCGCUAUCAACACUUUCAUACCAAAGAACGGUUACCGGCCGGUGGAGGUGAACCCAUACGCUCAGCAGCGCUACACAUCCUACUACAUCCCUCCGGUUUACAGCCCCCAGCAGCAAUUCCCCUUAUACAGCCUCAUCACGCCGCAGGCCUGGUCGGCCACACACAGCUUCAUCGACCCCGCGCUGGUUACUCCAUUUCACAACAACCAGUUCAUCAACGGAUUUACAUCACACAGUUUCAAACCAGCGACGUCGCCCCUCACUGUCAGACACUACUCGCCCAGGAACAGGAAUCACAGCAAACCUCACCUGAGGCCGACCAUCCCCACAGCGGAUCGCAGCACUGGGCUACUGGACAGCCCGAGCCUCUUUGCCAGCUUUCCCAGCGAGAGGCUCAAUGGGGCUCGCAGCAGCCCGCCAACGCGACUCCCCACCAGCCAACCCAGAACCAGGUUACCCUCCACUGCAGCCUUCCCUCGCAGGGACACUGUGGGCACGGGGCGAGUAACGGAGCCCGCAACCACAGACUACUCGCUGGGGAUCGGCCGAGGAAGGAAAAAUGUUUCUGCUUCUAGGAAAAAGAGGGACGAAAAGUUUACAAGAGUGACGCCUCAGUCGCCACCUCCGCCCCCAAAACCUCCAUCUCCAAGCUUUGAGCUCGGUCUCUCCAGCUUCCCUCCUCUGCCCGGAGCAGCCGGCCAGCUCAAAACUGACGACGUCUUUGACAACCGACUGGCCAGCAGCGUAGUCGUCGGAAACUCCAAGGAACGGAAUGUAAGUGCUGAAUCCAGUAGUGGAGGCACUCUCUCCCCAGCGGGUCCCAAAGAGCCUCUCCGGUCCUCAACAUCCCCGAUGGCCACAACCUUCCAGCCCUCGCCGACCACCCCGACCACGACCCCCGCCUCGACGCUGACCCCUUCCCCUGGCACGCCGCACAGUCCCGCUCCCUCCCUCCCAGUAACGGAGGUGAAGGUGACAGAGGUGAAGCCAAAGGAGGUGCAGCUGUCUGUGGAGCGAGUUCCUGGGACUCUGUCCACUGCAAGCAAAUCGGUGCAAGUCAACGGUGCUGCCACAGAGCAGAGGAAGCCCUCCUACGCCGAGAUCUGCCAGCGGGUGAAGGAUGCCCCGACGUUACAGCAACCAACCACUCCUAAGGAAGCUAAGCCAGCCUGCGCUGCCACAGCAGGCGAGGAGAGGAAGUGCCCCGACACCUCCACGCCUUCAGGGGAGGCCAAGGCCAGAGAGACUUACCACCCCUCCUCCAAACCCAGUUCAACGGGUGCCACCACAGGCAGACCCCCGAAGGAGGUCCGAAGGCCGGGUGGGCGGUGGGCCUCUCCGCCCCCACACCCAGGGAAAACCCCCAACAAAGAUUCCCACCACACCCCACCCAAGUCCCCGCAGUAGGGUGACCUCCUUUCCCUCCCCGUCCUCCAACCCCACUACUAUGCUCCACAGAUGCGUUUAAAAAAUAAAGGAAAUACAAGUCAGGGCUACUUGAUACUUAUAUCCCAGAAUCACCCGUCACAAACAAGCAUAGAGGACGCCUUCUUUUCUGGAUCAGGGCUUGCAGACAAAAAGCACUUUACUGUGCAUGUAGAGCACCGUUUCUUUUUCUUUAUAUUCUAUUUAUUGUUUUUGGUUUUUCACUUUUAUUUCUCCUUUUCUCUUUUUGCAUUACGUAGUGGUGUCAGCCUGUCAGGUGGCACAGACAACACUGAAAUUUGUUCAUUCUGUCCAAAUGGCCUUGUGGGAUUAAAUUAGCCGUGUGUGUGUGUGUGUGUGCGCGCGCAUGUGUGGGAAGCAGCAGGGCAUUGUUGGAAGCCACCCCAAAGGAUGAUGGGAAAGGGUGCAUAAAACAGACUCCAUCUUGUUUGGCUCUCAUAAUGAGGGGUUUGUUUGCAUGUUGAGUGGCAGCAUUGUGCAACUUUAAGUGGCUUAAUUAUGGGUCAUUAUUAGUCUUUUUGUUUUUAAAUACAUAUUCACAUCCAUAUGCAACUCAACAUCACAAGAAGACUUGGAUCCUUUGGUUUACAUAGAAUUCUUUGCAGGUUUGUUUACACUAGGUGGCUUUUAUGUCUUUUUGGGGUUUUUUGCAAACCGUAGUUGGCUGUUGGUACAGUAAUUGGUCAUCCUCCCCUCGGCGUCUUCUUCCUCUGAUCCAGUUCUUCUUAAAGGAUCACCCCUCCUGCUGUUAUUCCCUCUCUGUUUUGCUAACAUGCUAACUCACAUAGUGUGCAUUUGUGGCUUAACGUGGGGUCAGCGCUGUUUUGUUUUUUGUUUUGUAGUAUGACACAGGAAGGGCACAUGACUUUCUCUAAAACGAGGCAUCUGUUGUAAAAGUGGAAGUAGGUGAGGUGUUGCUCACACUGCAUAUGUGUCUGAAGACAUUUAACUAGUCAGGAAGCUAAAUUCUCUCCCCGCUUUGCAUUUCCUGUCAAACUGUUGAUCAUUGUUGUGGAAGGAAGGAAGAUGCAGGGCUGGUUUUAGGCUGACAAACUUAAAAUCGAGCGGUGACGAGGAAGCCGCUUCUUCCCAUCUGAAAGGGUUUUGUUUAUUCUGGAGGCGAGGAAACGCUGGCAAGCAGGAAGGAGGAAAUUAACACUAGCUACCAGCUAUCAGUUCAGUAAACACGUCUGUUUACAGGCGCCAAAUGUAGGGUUUUUUGGUUUUUGUUUAAUUUUCUGGAAAUCUGCUGAGACAGUGACUCAUCAGGAGGCUGAGAUGUGUGUUAGUUUCCUGCCAUAAAGUGGCACAAGUCCAGAGUUCAGUGUGGCGAUUUGAUCCAGUGGGAAGUUUCCUGUUCAAACUGUUCAAACCUCCUUUCAAACGGUGGCAUGUUUGUAGUUCUUUCUCCUACUUAUGGUGCUAGAUAUCCAAACCUGGAACCUGUUACUACAUCUCCUCUGAUACUGUAAGUAGAAAUACUUGAUUUACAUCUGCAGAAGUUUAAUUGCACUGUUGUUGUUUUCUCAGACUCUCGCAAGCAAAUUCAUGCGAUUAAUCCUACCUAAAGUGAAAAAAGGGACUAACUUUGUUUUGUUUUUUGGGGAGGAAGUUGGGGAAUGACACACACAGUUCAGUUUUCCAGGAGAGAAGUUGACGAACACCCUGCUGCAUCAUCUCCAUUGACACAAUCACUGAAGCUUUUUUGUCUUGUCGGUCAUGUUGAAGCAUCUGUGCAGCAUUAAAUUUUUGAAGACUGAUGCUUAACGUUUUUUGUUCGUUUAUUUGCUUUUGGUUGGUGCUGCUUGAAUAGACAUGCAGUGGUUUGGAUUUUUAACUUCUGGUUUUGUGUCAGUGAGGAUUUUGUUGGAAAGUGUUGAAAAUGGGAAAGUGGGAUGGUUGAAUAGACGAGUAUAUUUUUAUGAAGGUAAAUAAUGAGUGGAUUUUUGGUUUUGUUUUUUUUUCUGGAACGUGGUUUGCAAUGUUGAAGCGAGAGAGAGAUAUUUUGGCUUUGGGGGUCCCGUCGGGACUCGCGAACAGCCUUAAACCAAACAUUUAAGUGCUGGAAGGUUUGAAGCAGGAAUGUGCGUAAAAUCCAUCCUUGGGGUGAAAAUGUUCCGCUGUUUUCCUCAAGUCUAUACCACUAGGAUUGUUUAUUAUUGUUGUUUGGGGGUGUUUUUUUUUCCCUCCUCUCUGUUGGCGUGCUUUGUUGUUUUCUUCUAGUUUGUUUGCACUCUUUGAUUUCUCCGAAAAAAUUGGAAAAGAUCAACCAGAGCACACGGGACUUCCUCUGUUGCCGCUUCACUCUGGUUACCUUUGAUAAAUGGCAGCAGACAGGAGGAAGAUUUAAAGCACAGAGUAAGAGGAAGCAUCCUUUACUCACCUCGAGCCUGGCUCGUUUGAAGCGCUGGCACCCAGUUGGUCAGAGCUUUCAUGGGACAUAAUCGAAGCAGCGAUUUUAUACCAGAGCUGGUGGAAAAGUUUGCAUCCUGCACCAGAGUGAAGUAGCAAGCUCGCACGUUCAGGGAGGGCAGCUCCAGCUUUGGUUGGAAGGUCUGCCUACUGUAGCAACCACUUUGGCAGAUAACCAACCAAGUGUGUUUUUUAAUUUGAAUGUAACUGUCUGAAAAAUGACUUAAAAGACUUCCCUCCCUGCUCCUCGGUCAUGUGCUCGGGUUCAUCUUUUGAAGUCGUCACCUAAGAUGCAAAAACACCCUGAAAAAAAUAAAAUAAAAACCACUGUACUAUACACAAUAUCUGUUUAGGUGGGACCUCUCAUGUCUCGCUGAAGUCUUCCUGCAACAAAAAGCAUUCUGGGUAAUCCCACUAAGAGAAAACAGGAGCCUGGUGAAGGGAAAGCUUCAUUUAAAGAGCCUGUACUCCUGGUCAGAGCUGCUUUUGAUUUGGACGCUACAGCUUGAGUUUAGUGAAAAAAGAAAAUAUUUUUUUAUUAUUUUGAAGGACUGAGAUGCACUUGGAUGGGUCUAUUAUUUUUUUCUUUUUUGUUUUCCUCAUUGGUGGAAAUGGUAAAACAGAUGUAAAUGCACCAUAUCCACUUAUUUAUAAAGCAGUGCUGUUUAUUCCACAAGAAAUAUCAUUAAGUUUUCUUUUUGGGAGAAGGGAAAAAAAGAUGUAUUGAGCUCUCAAUAUAUAUAUAUAUAUAUACACACACACACAUAUAUAAAUGUGUGUGUGUUUAAAAAAAAUCCAUCCAGUGUUUGAGAAACUUGAAUUUUAUUUAAACUUGAAAAAUAACUUUGCCUUAACUUUUCUACAAGACAAGCAUAGAGUUUUUCUUUUCAGAAAAGAUCCCCGAAAUGUUAACGAAGCGUGAGAUGUGGAAAUAUUUAGUCACACCAGACGUCACAAGUCUUACUGCGAGAGAGAGAGAGAGUACAAAUCUAGCAGCGUUUUCUUUCUUUUCCUACUUUUUGUUUUGUGUAAAAUGUAUGAAAAUCUUGGGUCGUUCUUUUGGUUUCUUGUUCAAUAGUUUCAGGUUUUUUGGUUUUUUUGUG
Pelmatolapia mariae (spotted tilapia) is the source of this 6493-nucleotide messenger RNA. RefSeq names its product La ribonucleoprotein 4B (gene larp4b). Gene Ontology annotation, molecular function: mRNA 3'-UTR binding. NCBI's taxonomy places the organism in Eukaryota, Metazoa, Chordata, Actinopteri, Cichliformes, Cichlidae. Gene Ontology annotation, biological process: positive regulation of translation. The record is from RefSeq and is a predicted model, not a curated record. The transcript is spliced from 17 exons. The coding region runs from base 627 to 2939 and encodes 770 amino acids. Gene Ontology annotation, cellular component: cytosol; cytoplasmic stress granule.